Staurois parvus is the source of this 328-nucleotide messenger RNA. The record is from the annotation of a GenBank genome assembly. NCBI's taxonomy places the organism in Eukaryota, Metazoa, Chordata, Amphibia, Anura, Ranidae.
GAUGGUGUGAUUGGCGUAUAAAGCUUGACUAGACUGAUUUGACCUACAAAGUUUCUUGAGGACAAGAAGACUACUGGAUGUCUCCCGCAGCUAAUCGCCAAGAACCUCCACUGGUGUGAAUACUACCAAAAGAUCGACAUAUGACAUGACAUAUUACAGGAGAUGGUCAGAGACUGCAGAAAUACUACAGGAGAUGGUCAGAGACUGCAGAAAUACUACAGGAGAUGGUCAGAGACUGCAGACCUACUACAGGAGAUGGCCAGGGACUGCAGACAUAUUACAGGAGAUGUCAGAGACUGCAGAUCUACUACAGGAGAUGGUCAGAGAC